Molecule: messenger RNA, 1596 nt
Organism: Arachis duranensis
Lineage: Eukaryota; Viridiplantae; Streptophyta; Magnoliopsida; Fabales; Fabaceae
Exons: 8
Coding region: 1-1596 (531 amino acids)
Source: RefSeq, a predicted model, not a curated record
AUGUUCCAAAAUUUCAUUGAAAAUGAGAUAGAUUCAAAGUCAAGUGCUGAAUUGCGUGCAAAGUUCUUCAAGAAUAUCGAAGUUAAGCGAGAAAAGAUGUCUUCUGGUCAGCAGCAACAUCAACCACUACCACCACUUAAGAGGAUAAAAACCCUUAGUGAUAGGAAAAGGGAGCAGAAGUUAAGAAAAAUUGGUGUCCAAGCAAAUGAUAAGCAGAAUUUUGUUGAAAAGCCAAAAGUUGCAAAAGAAAAAGGGCAGAAUUUGAAGAAAAGUAAAGUACAGAUGGAAGCAAGUAUGACUCACUCACAAGGAUCAACAUGUAGACAAGAAAAAGAACUUCCUUCUAAAUCUACUGCUGUGGCUCACAAGAAUACUAACGAAGUAGAUUCUAGAAUGACUCAAGAUUUGAAGAGAAAAGAGACCACAAUUGAAGAUGAUAUUGAAGAGUGUGGCAGCUUGCAAGAAAGGCCAACUAAGAAGGGAAAAAUACGUCAAUUUGCUUCAAUGCCGAUUGAUACUUUUCUUCAACUUAACAAUGAACCUGAUGGUGAAGAGCAAUUGGAUGAGAAUGAAGGAGAUAUUAUAGAGGAGCAGGACAAGGAUUAUAUUAAUCCAACUGAGGCUGAGAACAUAGACAAUACUUUGAAAGAGACAACAGUGAAGAAAACACGAGGUCCUACACAAUGCUUGAAGAUUCAUGCAAGACAGUUGGAAGAUAGAGAAGAAAUUACUCUAGAUAUUGAAGGAGAGGCAAUUGGUCCUACUAAUGAAGUUGUAAAUAACUUGAGCAAAUUUUUGGGUACAGUGGCAAGGAAUUCAGAUUUUUGUCCAUUAAUUUACACAAAUUGGAAGGGGAUUAAAGAUAAAGAAGCCAUUUGGGAAUAUGUUCAAGCUAAGUCCAUUAUUCCAACUGAAGGAAAGAGGAUAGUCCUUGCUCGUAUCAAUGACAACUGGAGACGGUAUAAGACCACAAUCAAGCAAAAUCAUUUUCUGCCAUACAAAUGUGUUAAUGAAAUGCUGAAAAAUCGUCCUAAAAGCAUACCUGAGAGUCAUUUUCGCAAGUUGAUUGCUUAUUGGAGAACUGAGAAAGUUAAGAAAAUGUCUGCGCAGAAUAAGAAAAAUAGGGCACAACAGAAAUUUAGCCAUCGAAAGGGACCAAUAAAUUUUGCAAGAAUACGUACAAGAUUGGCUGCUUCUAAGGAAAAUAAUGAACCACCUACUCAAGCAGAAAUGUUUGUUGAGACUCGCCAAAGCACAAAGGGAAAAUCAUUGGAUGAAGACACUUUGGAUGUUAUUGCACAUCUACAAGUUGAGAAUAAAAAGUCUAAAGAAUCAGCAAUUAGAGCUUUUCAAUCCAUAUUUGGGAAAGAGAAGGCAGGGAGAGUGCGAUGUCACGGAAGAGUUACGACACCAACUUUGUUGAAGAAAAAUGAAGAAAUUGCCACCCUUAAGCAGCAACAUGCAGCUGAGAAAGCAUCAUUAGAGGGAGUGGACUUUGAGAUGUUAGCUGCUCAACUAGGAAGCACUUUAGGCAAUCCGAACAAUGAUGCGCAUGAGGAGGAAAACUAUGUUGAAGGGGAAAUCAAACUUGAUUAA